Callorhinchus milii (elephant shark) is the source of this 2658-nucleotide messenger RNA. It is a transcript of the gene pax9, whose product is annotated as paired box 9. The record is from RefSeq and is a predicted model, not a curated record. Gene Ontology annotation, molecular function: DNA-binding transcription factor activity, RNA polymerase II-specific; RNA polymerase II cis-regulatory region sequence-specific DNA binding. Bases 241 to 1248 code for a protein of 335 amino acids. Gene Ontology annotation, biological process: anatomical structure development; regulation of transcription by RNA polymerase II. NCBI's taxonomy places the organism in Eukaryota, Metazoa, Chordata, Chondrichthyes, Chimaeriformes, Callorhinchidae. The transcript has 4 exons.
UUUCCCAUGCUGUGCUUUGAAAUGCAGAACCGAGCCACCUCUCCCCAGGAAAAGAGAAGUACAUUUCUACUCCCAUACAAGUCCCUCCGUAACUCCGAGAGUCAAAUCAGUUUCCUGGGCAGCGUUUGCAAGCGAAUCCCGAAGCGUACCCGUACCGCAAAGGGAUUGGGAAUUGUACAUGUUUGAAGCGCACACGUUCAGCAGCAGGAAGUGUUGAGGAUCAUUAGUGCAAUAACUACCAUGGAGCCAGCGUUCGGGGAGGUAAACCAGCUCGGGGGGGUGUUUGUCAAUGGCAGACCCUUGCCCAAUGCCAUCAGACUGCGGAUCGUUGAACUGGCUCAGUUGGGGAUUCGACCCUGCGACAUCAGCAGACAGCUUCGGGUUUCCCACGGCUGUGUCAGCAAGAUACUGGCUCGCUACAACGAGACGGGCUCGAUCCUACCCGGCGCAAUCGGGGGCAGCAAACCCAGAGUGACGACCCCCACGGUGGUCAAGCACAUCCGAGGAUACAAGCAGAGAGACCCGGGGAUUUUUGCCUGGGAGAUUCGAGACAGACUGUUAGCCGAUGGGGUGUGCGACAAGUAUAACGUGCCCUCGGUCAGCUCCAUCAGCAGAAUCCUGAGGAACAAAAUUGGAAACUUGUCGCAGCAAAAUCAGUACGAAUCCAGCAAGCACUCGCCACAUCCGCCUCCUCCUCCACAGUCGGCUCUCUCCUACAACCCGCUCUACUCCUACCCCAGUCCCAUCACGGCCGCAGGAGCUAAAAUGCCAACCUCGCCUGUCCUCCCGACUCUCCCCGGCCACAUGGGCAUUCACAGGACCUGGCCUUCAUCGCACUCUGUCACCGACAUCCUGGGCAUCAGAGCUAUCGUGGAACAGCAAGUGGAAGAAUGGAACAACAGUAUAAACAGGAGCAAUUUCCAGUCCUCAAACCAGCCUACAGUGAAUGGCUUGGACAAGUCCCCACUGGAACAGGAAGUCAAAUACACUCAGGCUCCCAAUGGCCUGCCUGCAGCAAGCAGCUUUGUCGCCGCUUCAACCAUGGCUCCCUACCCUCCACCCACACAAGUGUCGCCCUACAUGACAUACAGUGCGGCCGCUUCCAGUUACAUGGCAAGUCACGGCUGGCAGCAUGCGGGUGGCAGCACACUCUCAGCCCACAGCUGCGACCUCCCUACGCCACUGCCAUUUAAAAGUAUUCAAGCAACCAGAGAAGGUAGCCACUCUGUUGCAGCCUCUGCUUUGUAAUGCACACACACACACACACACACACGCACACACACACACACAGUUAUAUAUGUAAUGAAUGCUAUGUCCUCAGAUGUCAACGAUGCAUCAGCAUCAGCACAGACGUUGGUCUCAAACCUUUGAGAACGUAGACAUGAAGAAAUAUUGGUUACUUGGCAUUUUUCCAAACUUUAUUUUGCUUGCUUUUAUUUAAUGGACAAUUGGAAUCUGCCCCCCUUUAUAUCACAUAGUUAGUAACCCUUGCAAGUUACCCAUGGUUUCACAUGAUAAUGUAAUUGGUACUUAAAGUGUAAAAGGUCGAGGAUCAAAUUAUACCCAUGUUAUAUCCAAGGAAAGAUGGCAACUCAAGUAGUUAACCAUAUGACUCCCAACCAAGUUUGAAUCCCAGAGCUACUUGUCCCUCGGGGCUUAGUUUGAAGAGUCAUGUCACUGUCUGUCUGAGAUAAAUGGAGUAUCAAGACAACAUGAGCUUUUACAUCUAACUAGAAGUGGGAAAAUCUCAAAAUUGUCCAUCCACUUUCCCUCCUCCCAUCUCCAUGACUGAGUAAAGUCUAACCAUGGAGGUAGCAUUGAUGCGACAGGCAUUGAUGUUUGAGCCUCAAUAAAUCCCACCAUCCUGGUUAAGGGAAGAAAGCUGAUGGCAGUAAGUGGCCUGUCAAUGGGAGCAAAAUUACACCAGACACAAGGUAUAAAAGUUAAAUCAAGGAAAGCAGAAUAAAGUUUAAACUACCAGUGGCCAGAUUUUCAAAAGUUCAUGCUAUCAAUAAUUGAUACAGAGACAAUUAAAAGAAGAUUUACAACUUAUCAAUGCUGCUAAUUAACCACUGGUUAAACUAGUUACAGCAAACCAUUCAACAGCAAAACUUGCAUUUAUCCAGCACCCUUCAUGUGGGUAGCAUCAUUCUAAACAAUUGCUCAUUAAUUCAGAUUUAAGUUGUAGUUUUUCCCUUCCAGUGAUACUCAAAGGGAAGCUUAUCUCAAUUGUUUUCCCAACAAUAGUAAAGCAUAACAUGAAUUAUGUUAUUUAGGCAGAUUAUUUUUUUCCCCUUUGAAUUGUUUAAGUGGCCAUACGUAUUAAUACAAAAAGUGGUUUACAGGAUGCUACACUGUUUCUGAAAAUGCAGUGGGGGAAAAUGCAAAACAAAAAGACCACUAUAAACUUUAGUGCAAUUCUAUUGAAAACCUGGCCCCAGUUAUAUCCUAUUCAAAAUUCAAAAAAUUAUACAGCUGUACUUAUAUAUCACUAAUUUCUUCUGUUAAAGCAAUAAAUAUAAGUAACUGGAAUUAGAGAGUGAGACAGAAUAUUGUAAUUUAAAUUUUUGUUGAAGACAUAAUUGAUAGGGGAAAGUAAUUAUGGAUUAGAGAUUUUCUUCUUUGUAAAUACAAAUAAAUUGACAAAAUUUAUUUUUG